AUGGCCGUUCCAACCAUGGCAACCAAACACAGUCCCCAGGGACCACCAGACCGAGCAUUCGCUCUCCAAAAAUACCUACUCCUCCACUCUCAACAAGACGCUCUACAUAAACACAUUUCUGAAAUCUCACCUCCAUCACCAACAACCUCACGCUACUCUCCGUCAUCACGCUCCUCAUCUACCUCAUCAGCAUCUUCAGACCCAUUCGGAGCUCGCUCUCAGCCGACCCUCCUAACAGAAUCCCCAUCAACACGACCAACACUACAUCAUCGUCGGUCUUCUCUCCCGGAUCUUUCUACCGAUGCUACGCUCGAAGAGAUCAUGAAAGAACAGGAUCGCUUGAAGGAUGUCAAUCUUCAAAUUAAGACUACACUUACGGAGCUGCUGAACUGUGAGGGGGUCAGGGGGAAUAAAGGGUACAGAAUGUGGAUCCAGACCCGCCUGAUGGAUGUUGAGAAGGAGUUGAAGGUUGGACGGUCUCGGAGCUGUGAUGAGAGGAGGGUUAGUUUUGAUUUGAAGUAG
Glarea lozoyensis ATCC 20868 is the source of this 522-nucleotide messenger RNA. RefSeq lists its product as uncharacterized. The record is from RefSeq and is a predicted model, not a curated record. NCBI's taxonomy places the organism in Eukaryota, Fungi, Ascomycota, Leotiomycetes, Helotiales, Helotiaceae. The transcript has a single exon. Bases 1 to 522 code for a protein of 173 amino acids.